Messenger RNA from Cricetulus griseus (Chinese hamster), 5288 nucleotides. The record is from RefSeq and is a predicted model, not a curated record. Lineage: Eukaryota; Metazoa; Chordata; Mammalia; Rodentia; Cricetidae.
ACUUUGAUUCAAAGUUAAAUAAACUUUUUAACACUUUUGUGCCUUAAACUCUAAAUAAUCAAGUACUUUCGGGUUUUUUUUCCUCUCUAAUCACCCCUAAUCCCCUUCUCCCUUUCCCUUACAGCCAUGGAGAGCAGAAAACUAAUUUCUGCUACAGACAUUCAAUACUCUGGAAGUCUGCUGAACUCCUUGAAUGAGCAGCGUGGCCAUGGACUCUUUUGUGAUGUUACUGUUAUCGUGGAAGACCGAAAAUUCCGGGCCCAUAGGAACAUUCUUUCGGCUUCGAGUACAUAUUUCCAUCAACUCUUCUCCGUUGCUGGGCAAGUUGUUGAACUGAGCUUUAUAAGAGCAGAGAUUUUUGCAGAAAUUUUGAAUUAUAUCUAUAGUUCUAAAAUUGUCCGUGUUAGAGCAGAUUUACUUGACGAGUUGAUUAAGUCAGGACAGUUACUAGGAGUGAAAUUUAUCGCAGAGCUUGGUGUCCCGCUGUCACAGGUUAAAACUAUAUCAGGUACAGAACAAGAUGGUACUGCUGAGACCUUACCUCCUGAUUGUAGUGACAAAAACCUUGCCAUCCAAAAAUCAAAGGAUGAAGUGCAAGAUACCGGGGCUACUGUCAUGCCCAUUAUAACAGAGUCUUUUUCAUUAUCUGCUGAAGAUUAUGAAAUGAAAAAGAUCAUUGUUACUGACUCGGAUGAUGAUGAUGAUGUCAUUUUCUGCUCUGAGAUUUUGCCUGAAAAGGAGAAUUUGCCAAGUAACAACACAGUGACGCAGGUCCAGCCUACCCCAGCCCCUGUUGCUAUUUCAGAAGUGACACCUUGUGCUAGCAAUAACUCCCCCCCUUUAACAGACAUCACACCUGCUCAGACACUUCCCACUCCUGUAAAUCAGGCAACUCUUAGCCAACCACAACGAAGUGAAGAAUUGCUGGUGUCUUCAGCUUCAACACAUCUGACUCCUAACAUUAUUUUAUUAAAUCAGGCUCCACUUACCACAGCACCAAGUGUCAGCUCUUCACUUCCAAAUCACAUGUCCUCUUCCAUCAAUUUGCUUGUACAGAAUCAGCCGACACCGAUUAAUUUACUUGUGCAGAAUCAGCAGACACCAAACAAUGCUGUUUUAACAGGAAACAAGGCCAAUGAGGAAGAAGAGGAAGACAUUAUAGAUGAUGAUGAUGACACCAUUAGCUCCAGUCCAGACUCAGCAGUCAGUAAUACAUCUUUGGUCCCACAGACGGGUACCUCCAAAAGUACCACUUUUGAUGGAUCGUUGACACAGAAGGUGCACACUCCUGUACUUGUUCAAGAGCAACCUUCCAAGUCUUUGAAAAUUUCAGAUAUCAUUACUAGAAACACGAAGGUUCCAGGCUUAGGACCAAAAUAUCUCACGGAGGGGCAGAAAAUCAUUACUUUAGAUACAGCUACUGAAAUUGAAGGCUUAUCAACUGGUUGCAAGGUUUAUGCAAAUAUAGGUGAAGAUACUUAUGACAUAGUGAUCCCUGUCAAAGAUGACCCUGAUGAAGGGGAGGCCAAACUUGAGAAUGAGCUACCAAAAACAUCUGGCAGUGAGCCAUCAAACAAGCGCAUGAAAGUAAAACAUGAUGAUCACUAUGAGUUAAUAGUAGAUGGAAGGGUCUAUUAUAUCUGUAUUGUAUGCAAAAGGUCAUAUGUCUGUCUGACCAGCUUGCGAAGACAUUUUAACAUUCAUUCUUGGGAGAAGAAGUAUGCCUGCCGUUACUGUGAUAAGGUAUUUCCUCUUGCAGAGUAUCGCACAAAGCAUGAAAUUCAACACACGGGGGAGCGAAGGUAUCAGUGUUUAGCAUGUGGCAAAUCUUUCAUCAACUAUCAGUUUAUGUCUUCACACAUAAAGUCAGUUCACAGUCAAGAUCCUUCUGGGGACUCAAAGCUUUAUCGUUUGCAUCCAUGCAAGUCUUUGCAGAUCAGACAGUAUGCGUAUCUUUCUGAUCGAUCGAGUGCUGUGCCUGUCAUGAAGGAUGAUGCAAUUGGGUAUAAGGUUGGUGCUGGAAAAGAGCCUCCAGUAGGGACCACAUCUACUCCUCAAAACAAGGCAAUGAACUGGGAAGAGAUUUUUAUUCAGCAGGAAAAUGAUUCCAUGUUUAAACAGAAUGUAACAGAUGGCAGUACUGAGUUUGAAUUUAUAAUACCAGAAUCUUACUGACCUCCUUUGAAAUAUCAAAGUUUGAGUUGGAUUAAGGGGCAGGGAUUUCAGAAGACGUGUGAAGCAAAUUAAGGUGGAAACUUGUUCAUUUGAUCUCCCAUGUCAUCUGAAAGUAGUUUAGUUGCAUUGUUAAUUUUUAGAAACAUUUUUUUCUAAAAGUUGGAGUAGAGAUUGAACACCCCCUGAAGUAUCUGUAUAGUCUAGCUUUCAGCUCAUUUAAAAGAUGUAACUUUUUAAAGGUACAGAGAGAUAGUUUUCUGAAUAGAAUUUGAAGCAGUCUAAAUGUUCUUUGAGAAUUACUAAUAUACCCUAGUACAGCUUAUACUGUUCCCCCUUCCAUAUUAGCACUUUACUGCUGAAUUUUCAAUUUUCUUAAUGUUAAGCCUAAGUGUGUAAUGUCUUGUAUACAGCAUAAAAGUUAGUGAACUUCCAAAACUUGUUCUAGUGAAUUUCAGAGUAAGUCCUAACUUGGUGGUUUGUUCUGUCGGUCCAAAUGGAGAUCAGCCUCCUGCCUCCCUCCCAGUAUAAAAUAGCCAUGCAAACACGUAUCUCCUAUGAAGGAUGAGUUAGUUCUAGCUAAGUGGGAUUAACCAUUGCUUUCAUUGCCAUAGUCUGUAAGAGAUUUUUGAGGACAAGGCCACUGUAUACCCCCCCUUUUUUUGGUUUUUUUUGAGACCAGGUUUCUCUGUAUAGCUUUGGAGGCUAUAUCUUGGAACUGUCUCAGUAGACCAGGCUGGCCUCGAACUCACAGAGAUCUGCUUGCCUCUGCCUCCCCAGUGCUGGGAUUAAAGGCCUGUGUCACCCCACCCAGCUGCCCCUGUAUACCUUCAAAACGACAAGAGUCGUUUUGAGCAAAAAAACAAAAAAUGACCUAGCAGGCAUGCUUGUAGUGAAAACAGGAGGUAAUGCAACAGGAGGUAAUGCAAAGUUCUUUUGUGCUUAUCUUUAAUCUUCUGCUUUUUAUGUGGAGAUUUUUGAAAAUUAUGGUUAAAAGUGUUCCCAUGAAAUGUAAAUUUACUAUCUGAAAGCCACCAAAUGCAUCUUUUAUUGUACUGGUAAAUGUUGAGAUUCCAUAGAUGACACUCAUGUAUUUUGGGUGGGAGGCUACUGGCAUACAUUUUUAAAAGCUCACAUUAGAAUCUCCAGUAGGAAGUUUUCAUUUUAAGUAGUUGUAAUGGCAAUCUAACAUGUCCUUUCAAGAAGGUGUUUUAGGGUUUUUUUGACCCCUUAAAAUAAGUUCCAAUGUAUGUGCAAACUGCUGUUAUAUUAUAGCAGAAACUGUUUGUGGAAUGCUGCAGGCAUGUUAGUUCCUGUUUAUUUUGACAACAAUAUCACCUUUCUUCCCUUUAAGAUGGCACACACAUAUAUAAACACUUAGAGGAAUUUAAAAGUUACCCAAGAGUAGUAAUAAAAGGAAGCAGGUUGGAACAGAUACAUAGCUUAGCAUUCAUAACAGAUUUAACACAAAUCUGUAAAAAUUUAACCUAAUUUUUUUGCAGUGGAAAAAAAGAUACUGAAAAUGGUUGCAUUGCGUAGUUAAUAUAGUUAAUAGUCAUUUGUGACUUACAUAUUUCUUAGUUCAGCAUAGGUAUUUUCAUUCUCCUUAAAGUGUCUUUUUUAUCUAUUUCUUGGCUUUGAACUUAAAGCUUUAAUCAUAAUUUUUCAUGCAUAGGCCAUUCUUCUGGUAGCAAACUAGGUGUAAAGAUAAAAGUUAAGUGUUUCUUAAGUUGGUAGCUGAGAGUAAAAAGAAACAGUAAUUGCAAUAAUACAAAGAAAAAGGAUAGCCCCUGCUUACCAAGUAGUGCACUGUACAUUAAUGUUUUCUGUUUGGUAAACUUAGGCCUUCAAACCAUUUUGAUAAACUUACUCUUAGAAAACUGAAAAUCACCUUAUAACUCUAGACUGAUCUCCAUGAUCACAGUAUCUGUUUCCUUUCUCUGUAGAUAUUGAUGUUACAGCUUUUUUAGUAUAGGGUAUGCUCAGAAAUGUUCCCAGUUGAAAUUUGAGUUUCAUGAAUACAGUUUCAGCAGUUAGAGUUACUUCUACAUGGCAGCAAUAAUGAUGUUGCAGUCUGAACUUCUUCUAUGUAACUUAGUUUGCUAUGAUAAAACUUGCUCCCUACAAGCCUAUUGUAACAAACUGGGAAUAAUGAAAGACUCUCCAUUCUGAAUAACAUUGGUAAAAUUAUUUGCCAUUGCUGCUGUACUCUGUAAAUUUUGAAGAAGAACUUACAAACUUUCUACUUACUGAACAUAGGUUCUGGAGUUUGCAGGGAGGAGAACUAGAAAGUUAAAUUGUAAUUUUGCCAGGAAGACUCUUAAGGUGUGUUUUGGGGUCUUUGGUCAGGGUUUUUUUUUUGUUGUUGUUGUUGUUAGUAAGUUUUCAUAUCCAAAGUUCAGAGUUUUGUGGGGUCCACCUGCUUCUGACCCCCUAGUGCUGGGAUUAAAGUCAUGUGCCACCACUGCCCAGCUCAGAGUUCAGAGUUUUUUGUGGAAUACUCCUUUGAACAAAAACUCUUUACACCUAACCAUUAUUGGUUUGGAAAUUUGUGGCAAGAUGCCAUUUAAGACCUACUGUGAAGAUUUUCUAUUUUUUUUUUUUUUACUUAGCUUUCUGACUACUGAAUUUCCUAUUUUUCUUUCAAGUUGGCUUUAAUUUUAUUCAAAUGCUGAUUUACCUGUAGCUAUUCUGGGUAGAAUCUAUUUGAAAUAGUAUAUGUCUUCAAAGAACAGCAAACACUUUGAAAGUCGAUAGUUUUGCAAGAUUAACUGAGAUGUUGUUAUCAUUGGUGGUCACUAUCCUCUACAGAGUCACUGAAGAAUUUUUUCUAUUGGACUAAAAGGAAAAUAAAUGAACACUGAUCUAGGCAUUUAACAGUGUUAGCAUGGUAUGUGUAUUCUGAGGAAUUAAAUGCAAAUUCUUCAACAGCACUGGCCUCCUUACCUCUGUUAGUCAUAUGAAACCUUGUUCAUUCCCCCAAAUACUGCAAUGUUCAUAUUUGUACAAUCUUCCUUAUCAUGACUUAAGUUCUGCUUUUCAUUAACCAUACUUGAUAUUAGUUAUAGAGUUUCUGAUGGUGAAAUAAAGCAUAUUCAUUCUAAUUUUUGAGUGCA